Pteronotus mesoamericanus is the source of this 849-nucleotide messenger RNA. RefSeq names its product polyunsaturated fatty acid lipoxygenase ALOX12-like. The transcript has a single exon. The record is from RefSeq and is a predicted model, not a curated record. Gene Ontology annotation, cellular component: cytosol; sarcolemma. Gene Ontology annotation, biological process: lipoxygenase pathway; arachidonate metabolic process; lipid oxidation. Gene Ontology annotation, molecular function: arachidonate 12(S)-lipoxygenase activity; linoleate 13S-lipoxygenase activity; iron ion binding. Lineage: Eukaryota; Metazoa; Chordata; Mammalia; Chiroptera; Mormoopidae.
AUGAGGUGUCCCCCAGGACUGUACCCUGUUUUCAAGCUCCUGAUCCUACACACCCGCUAUACCAUGGAGAGCAUCACCUGGGCAUGGGGCCAACUCAUCUCGGAUGGAGGUAUAUUUGAUAAGGCAGUGGGCACAGGUGGUAGGGGCCAUGUGCAGUUGCUUCGGCGGGCUACGCCUCAGCUGACCUACCGCUCUCUCUCUCCUCCUGACCAUCUGGCUGACUGAGGCCUGCUGUGAAUUCCAAGUGCCCUCUUUACCCACAAUGCUUUAUGGCUCUGGGAGAUCACUGCCCGGUAUGUGGAGGGGACUAUCCACCUCUUCUACCAUGGGGAUGAUGACGUCAGAGGGGACCCUGAGCUGCAGGCCUGGUGUCAGGGUAUCACUGAGGUGGGGUCGUGCCAGGCCCAGGACCAAGGUUUCCCUGUCUCCCUCCAGUCCCAAAAUCAACUGUGCCAUUUCACUACCAUGUGUGUUUUCAUGUGCACUGCUCAGCAUGGGGCCAUCAGCCAGGGCCAGCUGGAGUGGUAUGCCUGGAUUCCUAAUGCCCCAUGCACAAUGCAAAUGUCCCCACCCACCACCACAGAAGAUGUGACAAUGGCCACAGUGAUGGGCUCACAACCUGAUGUCCAAAAGACCUGUUUUCAAAUGACCAUCACAUGGCAUCUGGGUUGCCGCCAGCCAGACAUGGUGCUUCUGGGGCACCACAAAGGAAAAUAUUUCUCAGAUCCCACAGCCGAGGCUGUACUAAAGCAAUUCCAAACAAACUUGGAAAACCUGGAAAGGGAAAUUACAGCGCGGAAUGAGCAACUUGACCUAAGCUACGAAUAUUUAAAGCCCCGCCACAUAUGA